UAUGCCUACUUCUGCCCUACCGGUACCAUGAUGAUUUGUGCUGUGGCUUAUGUUCUCAGAGUUUAUUUGCUAUUUGUGGUUAGCCCAGGUUGCUUCCGGCACACCGGCCUCACUGGACUUGCUUGCUUGACUGCCCGCCCCCAGCCUGACCCAUAUGCAUACCGGCACGGGAUGGCCAUACAGGUAUUACUACAAUAUCUAUCGCGAGCCCUAGUGUGUCCCUAUUCUCGCGUCCCCACCCCUCUCUCAAUACUAAGGAUAGGGGGAGAGGGCUUGCAACCCAGUCCAUAUCGUCCCAUAGGUACAGUGCAUACGGCCCUUACCACCUGGUACCCGGCUUCUCAACCACCACCCAGACCAAAAAAACACAGAGCAAAACACAAGGUAAAAAAGGACGACAGAAAAAACACUCUCUCUUUCAUCAUACAUCCCCCCCAAUGGCUCUUGAGAGAGCUGUUACCCGGGAGGAGCAGUCCACUGCCAUAUCCCCGCAAACCCCUACGGCGCAGGAAUCUUUUAACCUCCGCUCCUCGGCAGGGUCGGCACCGGGUGGCGCAGCAACAGCUGUUCCACGCACCGGGAAUUUUACAGAGACGAAUUCGGCGUCUGCUGGCUCGAGAUUGUGUCCCUCUUUCUCAUAUAGCGAGAAGUUUCAAGAUUGCCAGAAUAGUAGUGGCAUCGAGAUUAGAGAAGGUGAUGAGAAUGCUGCUGCCACCGAGGUGGCUGUCGGGGCUGGCGUGGCUCCAGACGCUGCAGCUACACCGCACGCUUUGGCCCCGGAAGGGCAGCAGGAGGGGUUGUCGCAUAGGAGGAAGGCUAUAAUUGUUCUGGCCCUCUGUGUAUGAGAUUCUGCCUUUCUUUUGAUUCAUUUUUUUGCGGGUUGGAUUGAGUUGGGGUGAACGAGAUGGUAUGGGGAAAAGAGAAGGGGACAGAAAGUGAUGUGCUGAUUCGUGGGUUGUGUUAGAUAGUUAUGUGUGUUUCUGGCGGCGUUGGAUCAGACAAUCAGUAUGUUGCUUUUUGUCGCAUAAUUAUUUGGAUUGGGGGUUUUUUUUUUCUGCUUGGGAUUGGUUACUGAUUUACCGGGUUGGCGGGUAGUUACCACAGCGAUUCCGAUUAUUGCUGCGCAAUUCAAUAGUGCUACUGGAUACACCUGGAUUGGUAGCUCGUAUGCUAUUAUCCCUUUCGCUGUGCAUCUGUCGUUGGUGUUGAGGUGUUGAAACUGACUUUGUCUGGCUGGGACGAGUAGGUAUUUGUUGACUUCGGCUGCGUAAGUUUUUGCUUUUCGACAUUCCUACAGCUCCGCACGACGGGAGAAGCUAGACUAACCUCCACAGAUUCAUGCCAGCAUGGGGUAAACUCAGGUGGGCCUCUAUCCAUUGGCUUAUGAAUUGUAAAACGUUUACUAACCCCUCUGUAGCGACAUCUGGGGUCGCAAGCCAGUCCUCCUCUCUGCAGCAACAAUAUUCCUCAUUGGAAGGUUAGUUCCUAACCCGUUACUACAAUCUACUCUGGUGUUAUUACUUGUCUGACAGUAUGUAGCAUCCUUUGCGCAGCAGCCCAAAACCUAGGAAUGCUGCUCGCGGGCCGUGUGUUACAAGGCCUGGGAGCCGGUGGUCAAUUAGGUCUCGUUAACGUCACCAUCUCCGACCUUAUCGCUGUUAGGUAGCAUCAUACAUGAUGUCCCGCAAUAGAGCUGGUCGCUAAACGUGCGUAGGGAGCGUGGCGUAUACUUAUCUUACAUUGGGUUAACGUGGGCCUUCGCAUCAGCCAUUGGGCCGGUACUUGGGGGAGUUUUCACUGAGAAGGUUACAUGGAGACUGUGCUUUUGGAUAAAUGUGCCAAUUGCAGUCUUAUCAAUGAGUAGCUUGAUAUGUCUUCUCCACCUGCAAUCGCCGAAGAUUACGGUGAAGGAAGGGUUAAAGAGAGUGGAUUGGCUUGGUAAUUACAGAUUAAAUUUCCCCUUUUGCUCAUCAGUCCAUGGGUAGAAUUGUGCUUGCGUAUCUUUGCACUUUAUUUGCUGACGAUAUGUUUUGAUAGGAAUCGCACUUGUCGCCUCCGGCACAGUCCUCUUCCUCCUGGGCGUCGAAUUCGGCGGCGUUUCCCAUCCUUGGGACUCGCCGAUCGUGAUAUGCUUUAUUCUGUUUGGAAUUCUGAUAUUGUGCUCUUUUGUCUACGUUGAGUGGAGGGUGGCUAAAUUGCCGAUUAUGCCUAUUAAGCUUUUCACUAACCGGACUAACGCCUGCGCUUACUUUGUACGUGCGUCUAUAAUUUGGGUAUGUUUUUUGUGGGCGCUGAUAGUGUCUUUAGGUUGGAUUACUUCAUGGGUUCAUCUUCAUUGCGGGAUGCUACUUCAUUCCUCUGUAGGUUGCGAUAUGCGGGGUUUCCGGUGAGGGGAGUUGGGCUAAUGUACCUGUAGGUACUUCCAGGCGGUUCGUGGAGACACGGCUUUGAUGGCGGGGGUGUAUGUGUUGCCAUAUGUUAUGGCAUUAUCAGUCGUUUCUGCUAUUAGUGGAUUGAUAAUUGCCCGGACCGGUAAGUCUUUCGUCUCGACCCCGUUUGCAUUGGUAUUCCAUGUGCUAACUGGGGUCUGUAGGACGCUAUCAAGAAGUAAGUCAUCAACUAUAGCUCGCAUUCCGACUUUUCCUGCCGCAACUAACAUCCGCCAGGUAAUCUGGGCCGCCGUAACAAUGAUGACCCUAGGAGCCGGCCUCAUAAUAGACCUCGAUAGGACCAGCGGCUGGGACAAAAUAGUGAUCUACCAAAUAAUAGCGGGCAUGGGCUGCGGGCCCCUCUUUCAAUCACCGCUCAUAGCUAUCCACGCAAACAUCGACCACCGCGAUGUCGGCACCGCAACCGUUGCCUUUACCUUCCUGCGCACUCUGGGCACAGCCCUGGCGAUCUGCAUCGGCCUAGUUGUAUUCCAGAACUCGAUGCAAUCCCAGUCACACGACCUUGCGGGCGGCCGCCUCCCUGACGAAGUCCUCGAUGCUAUUUCCGGCCACUCGGCCGCUUCCUCUGUGGGCUUUGUCCAGACGUUGGAGCCGGCAGAGAGGGCUGUGGCGAGGGAUGCAUAUGCGCGGGGGUUGAGCACUAUGUGGGACUUUUUCCUCGCCGUCUCGGCUUGUUGUUUCCUCUUCUCGUUGGGAAUUCGGAAGCAUUAUUUGAGCAGGCAGGUGAACUCCACCCAGCCCGCGAAAGUCCGGAGGAGGAAGACUGGGGAGGAUGAGCAUGAGGGGGUGUGA
Molecule: messenger RNA, 3242 nt
Organism: Tuber aestivum (summer truffle)
Lineage: Eukaryota; Fungi; Ascomycota; Pezizomycetes; Pezizales; Tuberaceae
Source: the annotation of a GenBank genome assembly